UUCCGGUGGCGGCGUUUUGGCGCGCGGAGCGGCAGGGCCGGGCCGGGCCCGCCAUGUCCCGCCUGGAGCCGCCGCCCGCCGAGCCCGGCGCCGCCAUCGAGCGGCUCUGCCAGGAGCUCAACCUGGACGCGGCCAGCGCCGCCGAGGCGCUGCGCGACUUCACGGCGCUGCGGGGCACCUACAGCCUGGAGGGCGAGGCGCUGCACUGGCUGGCCUGCGCCCUCUACGUCGCCUGCCGCAAGAGCCUGGUGCCCACCGUGGGGAGCGGCCUGAUGGAGGGGAACGGCGUGUCGCUGACCAGGAUCCUGCGCUCCGCCAGGCUCAGUUUAAUUCAGUUUUUUAGCAAAAUGAAGAAGUGGAUGGACAUGUCAAAUCUACCACAGGAAUUCCGAGAGCGAGUAGAGAGGCUGGAGAGAAAUUUUGAAGUGUCAACUGUGAUUUUCAAAAAGUUUGAACCAAUAUUUUUGGAUAUAUUUCAAAACCCUUACGAAGAAACUUCUAAACCACAGCGAAGCAGGAAACAGAGGCGGGUGCCGUGCAGUGUUAAAGAUCUCUUCAACUUCUGCUGGACUCUCUUUGUGUACACUAAGGGUAAUUUCCGUAUGAUUGGAGAUGAUUUAGUAAAUUCCUAUCAUUUGCUUCUGUGCUGCUUGGACCUGAUUUUUGCAAAUGCCCUUUUGUGUCCAAAUAGAAGAGAAUUGCUAAAUCCAUCGUUUAAAGGCUUGCCAGCGGACUUCCACGCGACAGAGAUCAAAGCCUCUGAAGAUCCUCCUUGCAUCAUUGCCACACUAUGUGAGCUGCAUGAUGGGCUUUUAGUAGAAGCAAAAGGAAUAAAGGAACACUACUUUAAGCCAUACAUUUCAAAACUAUUUGAUAGGAAGAUCUUAAAAGGAGAAUGUCUGUUGGAUCUUUGCAAUUUUACAGAAAAUAACAAAGCGCUGAAUAAAGAGUAUGAAGAGUAUGUUCUGACAGUGGGUGACUUUGACGAGAGAGUUUUCCUAGGAGCUGAUGCUGAAGAAGAAAUUGGCACUCCUCGGAAAUUUCCUGCAGACAUGCCAGUAGGGAAAACAGCAGCAAGAGCUCAUGUGGAGUGUCAUCUUCAGCAGCAUUUUGAAAAGAAAAGGUCAUUUGCUCCUUCAACUCCACUGACUGGAAGGAGAUACCUACGAGAAAAGGAAGCUGUCAUCACACCUGUUGCUUCAGCAACACAAAGCGUGAGCCGGUUGCAGAGCAUUGUGGCUGGAUUGAAAAACGCACCGAGUGAACAACUUAUAACUAUUUUUGAGUCUUGUGCACGCAGCCCUAUGGAAAGCAUUAUGAGCAGAGUGAAAGAAAUAGGCGAGAUGUUCUGUCGCAGCUACACUCAGUCAACAGAUGAACAGCCAGGAUCUCAUAUAGAUUUUGCUGUAAACAGAUUAAAACUGGCAGAGAUCUUGUACUAUAAAAUCUUGGAGACUGUAAUGGUGCAAGAAACACGAAGACUACAUGGGAAGGAUCUGACUGCUCUCUUGGAACAAGAUGUCUUUCACCGCUCGCUCAUGGCAUGCUGCUUGGAGAUUGUGCUUUUUGCAUAUAGCUCACCUCGUACCUUUCCCUGGAUCAUUGAAGUUCUUGACCUCAGGCCAUUCUAUUUCUAUAAGGUAAUUGAAGUACUGAUUCGGUCUGAGGAUGGACUUUCCAGAGACAUGGUGAAGCACCUCAACAGCAUUGAGGAACAAAUUCUCGAGAGUCUCGCCUGGACUCGGGACUCAGCACUCUGGAAUGCUCUCCAGGCCUCAGAAAACAAGGUCCCAACCUGUGAAGAAGUAAUAUUUCCCAGUAAUUUCGAAGCAAGCAAUGGAGGAAGUGGGCUUGGGCAUUUGCCUAUGAUGCCGAUAUCUCCUAUAAUUCAUCCUCGAGUAAAAGAGGUUCGGACAGAUCUUGGUGGGAGUUUAAGACGGGACAUGCAGCCAUUGUCACCAAUCUCUGUUCACGAGCGCUACAGUUCUCCUACAGCUGGAAGUGCUAAGAGAAGGCUCUUUGGAGAUGACAGCCCCAAAGAAAUGCAGAUGGAAAAAAUUUUAACUGAAGGAACUAAGUUGACAAUUGCUCCAGCAUCAAGUAUUGCUGCUGAAAAUGUGUCGGUUUCUCCUGGCCAAACAGUACUGACCAUGACAACAGCUACAGCACCAGGAAAAACUGGACAGAAGUUUUCUAUCCCACUGCACGGUAUUGCAAAUGAAAUGGGUGGAAUCACGCUGAUACCCAUUUCGAUGAAUUUAGGUCAGCCAUGUGAAAUGGAGGCUCAGGCUCCCUGCCACUCUCAGGUGAAUCAAGUACAAGAAGUGCAUCUGUCAUCAGCAAGCAAACCAAAGAAAACAGGAUCCUUGGCCCUGUUUUACAGAAAGGUUUAUCAUCUGGCAAGUGUGCGCUUGCGUGAUCUGUGCUUAAAAUUGGAUGUUUCCAAUGAUUUGCGCAGGAAGAUAUGGACAUGCUUUGAAUUCACAUUGGUUCAUUGUGCUGAUCUAAUGAAGGACAGACAUUUGGACCAGCUCCUCCUCUGUGCCUUUUAUAUCAUGGCAAAGGUAACCAAAGAGGAAAGAACUUUUCAGGACAUAAUGAAAAGUUACAGAAAUCAGCCACAAGCAAACAGCCAUGUUUAUAGGAGUGUCUUGUUGAGAAAUACUUCUGCCGACGUCCUAUUGGACAAAAACGCAAACCAAGAUGUGGAGAUGACAGAAGACUCGUCUGUGAAAACUGGCAGUUCCUCAGGACAAUCUGCAGCAGAGAACUCCAGUGAGUCGGGAACAGAGGAGAGAGGAGAUCUUAUUAAAUUUUACAAUGCAGUCUAUGUAGGAAGAGUAAAAUCAUUUGCACUGAAGUACGAUAUCACAAACCAGGAUCACAUAAUGGAAGCCCCUCCCUUGUCUCCAUUCCCCAACAUUAAGCAACAGCCAGUGUCUCCUCGACGGAUCUCUCAGCAGCAUUCAGUUUACGUUUCGCCUCACAAGAACGGUGCCUGCUUGACACCUCGAACUGCACUACUGUAUAAAUUUAAUGGGAGCCCUUCAAAGAGUUUGAAGGACAUCAACAAUAUGAUAAAACAAGGUGAACACAGGAGUAAGAAGCGAGCAAUAACAAUUGAUAGUGACACUGAAUCCCCUACAAAGCGACUCUGCCAGGAAAAUGAUGAUGUUCUACUUAAACGUCUCCAGGAUGUUGUCAGUGAAAGAGCAAAUCAUUAAAACUGCCUUUUUUCUGUGGGAUCUGAAAGCUGUGGGGUUGGAUACAGCUGUUGCGCUAUGUAUUUCUUGCUUUUGUAUACAGACACUGCCAAGUUUCUUUAACAUUGAACUUUCACCUGGCUUCCACAGGAUGCAAAAAGCAAGCGUUAAGUAGUAAACACCAGAUAAUGAGAGGUGGUGAUGAUCUUCAUUCCCAAAGGCCACGCUGUGCUAUAAGUUACUCUAUUUGAGCUGUUUUAGCAAGAGUGAUCUGUAGAAAGCCAUAUUGGAUGUUCUCGAGCCUAAUUUAGAGCAUUGUGAGUUCUGAGUGUAACUCAGCUUCUAGUAACAUUGGGUUUAUUUUUUGAAUAAGAAUGAGAAGGAGAUGAGUGAAGUCAGUUAAGUUUCCUCAAGCUUUUGGUAUUUGGGGAAGAAACUUUAAAAGUGCCUUAUUUUAAAAGAAUGUCAAAUUUUAUGCAUUAUUUUACCGUGGAGUAACUGGAGUGGAGAACAAGUUGAUCGUUUAGCCUCAGGAAGAGCUGAGCUGUUUUGAGCUAUGAUUUGUGCUGUGCUCCAUCUCCUAUCAGAACUUCAGUAAAUCUGUAUGUUAUGAUGUGGAUCAGACAGCUUUUGCAAUAACAAAGGCAAUAAUCAAAAAGUACAAAUAGCAGUGACACUUAAAUUGGACACUUGACAUCUGAUAAAGCACUGAGAUAUGGUUCAGUGAGUCUGAAUUACCUUUCUCUUGAGCCAGGGAAUGUUGCCAUGGGAGCUGCUUCUUUCCAGUUGGAAGCCUGAUAGCAACCCUGCUGUAGAAGCUGUUCAUACGCAUUGCAGCCUACCCAUGAAGAAGUACAAGCUGGUUACAGUUGAAAAACAGCUGGGGCUUUGGCCAUCUUACACCUGUUCAAACGCAAAGAUUAAUUUAACAAUUGUACCUCUUCAUUUUAUUUUUUCCUGAAGAUCUUAGCCUCUUGUGUAGUAUCUACACUGAAUGUAAGCCCAUCAGAUAAGGCGUGUUUGUAUAUAUGGGGUUUUUAUUGCUAGUAAAGGCUUGGAUUCAUUGGAAAUCUGUAAAUUCCAGCAUCCAAUUCUUGUAACUGAGUUUUUAACGCUGAGGAUUUAGUAGGGUUUAUUUUACCAAAAUGGAGAAAAGUCAAGGUUUGUUCAUUACUGUAAAUCAGUAGCUUGAUCUUAUUUUGUAAUUGCAUUUAAUUUUAGAGCCAUAGAGAAACUUCUCAGCACUGUAUUUUUCAGUUUAUAUGUAUAUUGAACUGAAAAAAAAAAAACUGAACGAUUACAUAGGACUUGUUUAAGGAGCUCUGUUUACUUCAUUGUUUGGUUUGUUUAGUAUAUGGUGCAAGAUCUGCUGUACCACAGUUCCAGGGAAGAAUACUGCAAUGAUUUCAAGCAGUUUCAGCUAAUGAAUCUGGCCAGCAAUGAUGGAGGAAAAAAGUAUCUAAAAGUGUAUGUGUGCAGGGACCCUACUCAGCAGUGAGUAGAAAGUUUACAAACUCUGUAAUUUGUUUUUGAAUUAUUAAUUGCUUAAAUAUUUGAUUUUUUUUUUUUUUUUACUUUCCAAAAAAGGUGCUUAUUUCUGAAAGGUUUGACCGUAGAGAGCUGCAGUAUGAGGAAAUGGCCAUGCAGUGGACUAGGUUUCAUGUAGAUUCUUGUGUUCAGUUCUUUUAAUUUUAUUCAAUUUUUAAUAUUUUUCUUCACAUCUUGAGAUAAAAAGUACAAGAGAAACAGCCUUUCUGCCUUGAUCUGCUCAUCAGUGCUGUUACAACUAUAACCAUUCAGUGUAUGUACCCCACUCCCUAAAAGCCUCCUGUGUUGUGGGGGAAAUGGGAAAUCUUGAUUUUGCUUUCAGUAGGGUCUGCUUUAUUUGCGUGGAGGAUUGCAGCCUUUCUGGAUGGGAAACAUAUGAUCAGGUGUAACAGCGUAAGUCUUUCAGCAAUAUUGUAUGACCAGAGUUGAUUUGGUUUUAAUUAACAUCAUGUGCAGAUCUCUUCUUACGUAUCUGCUCACCACACUGUUACUGUAUUCUCUGAAACUAGAAAACUGAUGGUGCUAAAGUCCUUAUCCGUUGUCAUUAAGUGUAGUGUUUUUUCAUUAGAAAAACGAAUGUACAACAACUGGAUGCAGUUCAGAUUUUUUCAUCUUUUUAGGUGAUGGUAAAAAAAUAUAUUUGGACUUGUUGAACAGCUAAAACAAUAGCUUGUAUGAAAAGUUUGUAAUGGUUUUGAAGUGCCUUCAUGUGUAAAGAUGUAUUUUAUAAUAAACAAUUAAAAAGUA
This is a messenger RNA of Harpia harpyja (harpy eagle), 5498 nucleotides long. RefSeq names its product RB transcriptional corepressor like 1 (gene RBL1). Bases 54 to 3224 code for a protein of 1056 amino acids. The record is from RefSeq and is a predicted model, not a curated record. Lineage: Eukaryota; Metazoa; Chordata; Aves; Accipitriformes; Accipitridae. The transcript has 22 exons. Gene Ontology annotation, biological process: regulation of transcription by RNA polymerase II; cell differentiation; negative regulation of G1/S transition of mitotic cell cycle. Gene Ontology annotation, molecular function: RNA polymerase II transcription regulatory region sequence-specific DNA binding. Gene Ontology annotation, cellular component: chromatin; transcription regulator complex; nucleus.